GGUUCAAUGUUUGUGCCUAACGCUACUUGAUCUCUGCCUUCCGUUUCCAGUAAUCUGAUCCAACGGUCGUCAUCUUUUCUAUCAAACAUUCAAUAAAAAAAAAUAGGGGUAGCACACUUGCAACUUCCAUACGAAUCCCUUCUCUUUGUCGGACAGACACCAUAUCUCCUGAUACGAGAUCCCUGAAUUCUAGAUGGAUUGGCAGGGACAGAAGAUAGCGGAGCAGCUGAUGCAGAUCAUGCUGAUAGUAUUCGCGGUGGUGGCCUUCUCUGUUGGCUACGUAAUGGGAUCGUUUCAAAUGAUGAUCCAAAUUUACGCUGGGGGAGUGGUUCUCACUACAUUGGUUACUGUCCCCAAUUGGCCUUGGUUUAAUCGUUACUUUCUCCAGUGGUUGGACCCCAGCGAAGCCGAGAAGCAUCCCAAGCCUCAGAUUCAGCCUGUGAAUUCGAAGAAGAAAUCUGUUAAAAAGUAGGUCUUUUUAUUUGAAAUCUUAGCAUUUGUUAGGAUUUUUUUUAAUUGCACGAUGGAAUGGAAUGGAUUGUUAUGCAGGGAAUUGGAUGCAACAAGGAAGUUGUUUGUUAUAAAUUUGAAACUCUAGACAAUGGGAAAAGUUUUUAUCAGUUUUCUGGACUUA
Molecule: messenger RNA, 634 nt
Organism: Hevea brasiliensis (rubber tree)
Lineage: Eukaryota; Viridiplantae; Streptophyta; Magnoliopsida; Malpighiales; Euphorbiaceae
Product: signal peptidase complex subunit 1
Exons: 2
Coding region: 194-472 (92 amino acids)
Biological process (GO): protein targeting to ER
Cellular component (GO): signal peptidase complex; endoplasmic reticulum membrane
Source: RefSeq, a predicted model, not a curated record